Molecule: messenger RNA, 1041 nt
Organism: Mytilinidion resinicola
Lineage: Eukaryota; Fungi; Ascomycota; Dothideomycetes; Mytilinidiales; Mytilinidiaceae
Exons: 1
Coding region: 286-1041 (251 amino acids)
Source: RefSeq, a predicted model, not a curated record
CCCUGGGAAACCAUUGUGAGCGAUUACUGUAAGGUGUCGACGUGAAUUAAAGGGAAAAAGGCAGGUAAAAUGACACGGACGCCGCGCUACCCACCGCGCCCUCGAUUCACUGCUUGGGGUCGAUUCGCGUUACCAAGGCCCCUAUAAAUUUUUCCCACUGAAUGUCUCGCAUCAGCUUCCACUACCUCUGCUUAAACACCACCACACCGCUUACACACCAUAACCUCACAACGCACUCACCGUACAACCCAUAACAAAUACCCCUCUUCCUCAAUCAACCUCAAAAUGACCGGUACCAACUUCCUGGACCUCCCAGCCGAAAUCCGCAACAAGGUCUACAGCUAUGCCCUCGAGCCUCUCCGCGAUGCCUGGAUUGGAAAAGACAACUACAACUCCACCCACGCGCGUAACAUCCUCUUCGUGUCCAAACAACUCCAUCACGAGGCUUCGGAUGUUCUGAAAAAGCAAUCCACCGCCCAUGUCCACCCGAAGGCUGCGCCGCACUGCGAACCGACUACCCCCUCUACUCUCAAGGAAGAAUUCAACGAGACAAAAAACAACGCCCUCCGCAACUUCCGCAACGUGGUGUUCGAACACAUGGACUUCGGUCGCCACGGCACUUGCGCCUGCACCCUGCUCAGCUUCCCUUUCCAGAUGGGCUGGGAAUUCAGUCCAGGGAAGCGGCUUGAAGACCUCGCGGAGCUGAAGUCGAAGCUGGAGACGUUCGUGGCUGGCUCGGAGGCGAUGGAGGAGCACGAGAAGCGGGCUGCGUCGGUUUGCUUUCGGGACUUCUUUUGGUCGGAGGUCAGGGGGCCUGUGACCGGACUGGCCCGGGAGACUGUGCAGGCUGUGGAGCAGAUGGCGGCAUGCCUGGAGCUGAUGCGGUCGAAUAAGCACACGGUUUGGGCUAUCAAGCUGUCUCAAGACGCGGUAGAUAGAGGAGAUUGGGCCGUGGUGGAGCGCUGGGGAUCGGGUGGAGAGGCGAAGGAUUGUGGAGGAGGAAGCGGCGGGGUAUUGAGGUCGCUUGCGUCGAGGGGGUGA